Tachysurus vachellii is the source of this 4470-nucleotide messenger RNA. It is a transcript of the gene nedd4a, whose product is annotated as NEDD4 E3 ubiquitin protein ligase a. Gene Ontology annotation, biological process: regulation of dendrite morphogenesis; receptor catabolic process; receptor internalization. The record is from RefSeq and is a predicted model, not a curated record. NCBI's taxonomy places the organism in Eukaryota, Metazoa, Chordata, Actinopteri, Siluriformes, Bagridae. The transcript is spliced from 29 exons. The coding region runs from base 180 to 2912 and encodes 910 amino acids. Gene Ontology annotation, molecular function: ubiquitin protein ligase activity; protein binding; sodium channel inhibitor activity.
UAAUGGGAAGUGGGCGUGGUGAGCGGAAGGAAGCGGACGGAAAGAAGAUGGCCAGCGUCGUUACUACGACACGUCUGGUGAUUUAAUCUCGGGACUGAACACGAGCUAAAGUAGAAACUACGCUAACGGAUUGUUAUUCUUCGUGUUGUCGCGGAUCUCAGUGUCCACUUGGCAGGAGGAUGAGUAACAACAUGGCUGCACUUGGACCCGAAAUCCGAGGACUUCACGUCGCUGAGGACGACUGCAGGAUCUUGAGAGUGAAAGUCAUCGCUGGGAUUGGACUGGCUAAGAAGGACAUCCUGGGCGCGAGUGACCCAUACACCAGACUCUCUCUGUAUGACCCAGUUACUGGUGAAUUGGUCAGCCUCCAAACUAAAACCAUCAAAAAGACACUGGAUCCAAAGUGGAACGAGGAGUUCUUUUUCAAAGUUCAUCCACGGAAGCAUCGUCUGCUGCUCGAAGUGUUUGACGAGAAUCGUUUGACACGUGAUGACUUCCUGGGUCAGGUGGACGUUCCUCUGCAUCAGAUCCCAACAGAAGCUCUGGGCAGCGAGAGACCCUACACAUUUAAAGACUUUCUGCUCCAUCCGAGAAGUCACAAGUCAAGGGUCAAAGGUCACCUGAGGCUAAAGAUGACCUACCUUCCCAAGAACAAUGGGUCAGAGGAGGAGCAGAGCGAGCAGGUCGAGGAAGUGGACCCCGGUUGGGAGUUCCUGGAGAGUCAGGAUGUGUGCGGACCGUGUCAACCUCACCAGCUGCCCGCUCUGCCCCCUGGCUGGGAGGAGAGGCAGGACAACCUCGGCAGAACCUACUACGUUAACCACGAGACCCGAACCACACAGUGGCACAGACCCACCAUCCAGGAUGUGCAGAGAGAGGCAGAGCUGAGGCAGAGCACACACGUACAACUUCCUUUCAUCACACGCAGACAGAUCUCUGACCAUGAUGAGAGCAACGAGCGCAGAGAAUCACCCGAGAGCUGGGAGAUCAUCACUGAGGAUGAGGGAACUCUGUACAGCAGUCAGAAUCAGGUCUCUCCUCCUCCUCUUCAGUCUCCACUGGAUUACACAACGUUCCCUGAGGACUUCUGCAGGUUACAGAUAGGCAGCGAGAGACGCACCUCCGUCCCUGGUCCUGGCAGUCGGAGAGGGAGCGCACCCUUGUUGACUGUAGAGGAACAUCCUGUUCAUCCUGUGAUGUUGCCCACGACCCCAGGUUUGCCCCCUGGCUGGGAGGAGAAGCAGGACAGUAAGGGUAGAAUUUAUUACAUCAACCACAAGAGCAGAAUCUCCACCUGGACCCGGCCACUUGUCCAGUUGAUCCAGCCGGCUGAAGGAGCCGCUUCGUCUUCAGGGGGCGGAGCCCGUGGUCGCUCUCCAAGCCCCACGGUGUACGCCCCACCCCAAGCCUCGCCCUUAGCCUCACCCCUGCACUCCCCCGGCCCGCAGCACACACACACCUUUGAGUUCACAGGCUCCAUGCCUCCAGGGUGGGAGGUCCGGAGCGCUCCGAACGGACGGCCCUUCUUCAUCGACCACAACACCAAGAGCACCACCUGGGAAGACCCCAGGUUGAGGAUUCCUGUUCACAUGAGGAAACAAGCCUCGCUCGACCCCAACGACCUCGGCCCGCUGCCGCCCGGCUGGGAGGAGAGGGUUCACAGUGAUGGAAGAAUCUUCUACAUUGACCACAACACUAAGACCACACAGUGGGAAGACCCCAGACUGCAGAACUCCGCCAUCACUGGACCGGCCGUGCCUUAUUCCAGAGACUACAAGCAGAAGUACGAAUAUUUCCGCAAGAAGCUCAAGAAACCAGCAGAUAUCCCGAACCGUUUUGAGAUGUCCGUGAGAAGGAACGCUCUCCUUGAGGACUCGUACCGUCGUAUCCUGUCCGUCAAACGACCCGACCUCCUGAAGGCCCGCCUCUGGGUGGAGUUUGCAGGGGAGAGGGGGCUGGACUAUGGGGGCGUGGCUAGAGAGUGGUUCUUCCUCAUCUCCAAGGAGAUGUUUAACCCGUAUUAUGGGCUGUUUGAAUACUCUGCUCUGGACAACUUCACGCUGCAGAUCAACCCAAACUCAGGCCUCUGUAACGAGGAUCAUCUCUCCUACUUCAAGUUCAUCGGGCGUGUGGCGGGGAUGGCCGUCUACCACGGCAAGCUUCUGGACGCGUUUUUUAUUCGACCGUUUUACAAGAUGAUGCUGCAGAAGUCGAUCACGUUACAGGACAUGGAGUCUGUGGACAGCGAAUACUUUAACUCUCUAAAAUGGAUCCUGGAGAACGACCCCACUGACCUGGAUCUCCGUUUCACCAUCGACGAGGAGCUCUUUGGGCAGACGCACCAGCACGAGUUGAAGCCGGGCGGCGCUGACGUGGUCGUCACCGACUCCAACAAAAAAGAGUACAUCCACCUUGUGAUGCAGUGGAGAUUCGUGAACCGGGUUCAGAAGCAAAUGUCCGCCUUCAAGGAGGGCUUCUACGAGCUCAUCCCACAGGAUCUGAUUAAGAUCUUCGAUGAGAACGAGCUGGAGCUGCUGAUGUGCGGUUUGGGCGACGUGGACGUUAACGACUGGAGAGAAAACACCAAGUAUAAGAACGGCUACGGACCCAACCAACCCGUCAUCCAGUGGUUCUGGAAGGCUGUGUUGCUGAUGGAUGCUGAGAAGCGAAUCCGUCUGCUGCAGUUUGUAACAGGAACGUCCCGCGUGCCCAUGAACGGAUUCGCCGAGCUCUACGGGUCCAACGGGCCGCAGUUAUUCACCAUCGAGCAGUGGGGAACCCGAGAAAAACUGCCCCGUGCUCACACGUGCUUUAACCGUCUGGACCUGCCGCCGUACGAGUCGUUCGAGGAGCUGCGUGAGAAGCUCAACAUCGCCAUCGAGAACACUCAGGGCUUCGACGGAGUCGACUAGAGGUGCCAUGGUGCUACGGCGUUCCCAUGGAGAUCACAGAGGGUGCAGCGGGCGUACGAGGCGCGCCGGGUGCUUACGUCACGCCCACGUUACAGCGACACGACCAUCAGAGACGAGACUUUUUUUAUUCUGCAGUCAGGAUCAGGGUGUGGAGGAAACCUGCGCUUCAGAAAAUCCAACAACGCUCUUAUUAUCACUGCUUUUACACCACUGUAUCACGAGCUCGCAGAUUUCUCUACAAUGUUUACACAAGUCCAAAUAAACAACAUUGAAGUAUGUUAAAUGUAGACUUAAUAAACACCUCCGGGUUUCACCCGCCGUCACCACGGAGAAUCUACACUGCACAACUGCGUAAGCUUUCCGAGAUGAACUGCGGUUCAUCCGACGGUAUAUCCAGUGUUUGUUUUCUAAUGAAUUCGCAGCUUGUAUAAAGCACUGUAUCGUUUGAGGUUAUUCUGUGGAUUAUAAACUUGCCUACACGUUAAAAAAUAUAAAUCACGAUCGUUCAUGAUAUUAAUAUUAAUAUUAACGCGCAUCAGCAGUUUGGGUGUUUUGAAGAAGUGUUCCACGUGUUUUUGCCUCCAUCUCAGGGUUUGGUGGCAGUAUUCGUCUUAUCUUUCCUUUUCUUUCUUCCUGAUUUAUUCCUGCUGCACUCUUUAAAACGCAGUUUAAGUGAACCUGGUUUACCGGCGGAUCGCUUCAGGAAACUUUUGUACUUUAACACCUUUUAGAGGGUCUUUUAGAACAACAGAACGAGUCUUAAUCAGCGUCUGGGUGUCGGUUAGCGAGCUUGUCCUUCCUCGUCUUGGGUUUCAGGGAGAAAUCCUCGGCUCGGAUCGUUUCUCGGAUAUGUUUACAUGCUGAGCGAAAGCACUUUCUCUUUCUCACUAUGGAAAUUUAUCAGACUGUUAAACUCCAGUGCCCUCGUCUGUCCGUGAGAGCGGCUCGUAAGCUGUUUUGUCGUUCCGUGUUAAAACGAAUCUUUUUAUUUGAUUGUUUUUUGUUUUUGUUUUUGUUUUUUUUUGUUUUUCUUAAACCGAUUAGAUAUUUUAUCUGAACGUUCGCCCUUUAUGCAGAAAAGCAAAAAAUGUUCAGCACAAAGUUUGUGUGCAGGACCAGGGGACUAAAUAAAUAAAUAGAUAAAUAUAUUUCUUAAAAUAUAUUCAAGUAAAUUCCUUGUUUGCUGGUAAAUAAUCAAUCCAAGAUUGUGUAUAAAUAAAUAUACGUUCUGAGUAGUAUUUUUGCCUGACAAUUUUUAAUAAAAAAAAUAUUUUAUAUGAACUAACAGUUGAAUAAAUAAUAAAUUUAGUAAUGCAUACACGUCGUUUUUAUUUUUUUUUUUUCUUAGUAUAUUUAUAUUUUAUUUUAUUUUGUUUUGUUUUUAUUUUUUUUUUUUCACUCUGGUCCACCGUUUUUAGCAAUAUAAGGGGAAUACAAGUGUAUUAGAAACGAAAGCCUUUAAUCUGGAAUAUAAAUCAUAAUGGUUUAAUCGGGUUAUGUGCCAGUGUUCUUGGCAUCAUAUUUUUGGGAAACAAAUAAAAGAAAAUGUUGUGAGAAA